AGAUAUUGCCUCGUAAGCAACCUCAUUGUAAUAUUUUCGUGCUGUCGGACUACAAAAAUUUUGCCGCUCAGCGUUAUCCGCAGAAACCGGAAACACAAUCACUCAGCCCUAAGCAAAAAGAUUUAGCUCAAGACCGUCACCGGACGGCUGUCCCCUGCUUGCCGUCGCCGGUUUCUCUUUCGUUUCUGCUGCUUCGACAAAGUGACGCCCUUCCUCUUCUCAUUCAAUCAAUCGCAGUUAUUAUGUUUCAAUUCAUCCACACCGAGCCCACCCACAUGGAUUUCUGGUUAGCAUUCUCCUUCUUUUUAACAAUGGAGAAUUUGAAGUUUCUACGACCUUGAACCCCCCUAUUGCUCCUUUAUACUCAUACAAACAUAACUUCCCAGAAUGGUCGAACACUUUUUUUGCGUGGCUUUUAUGGUGGUAUAAUUUGAUAUUCGCAGAGAGGGAAGUAUGCCGAUGGCUUCGGGAGUUGCUUCAAAAUGUCCUCUCGUGUAGGUUGGAUAGUCCGAGCUUUCUGAAUUGGGUUCUUAAUAUAAAGUCCAAAGAGUGUGAUGGAAAAGACUUUCCAUAACAUGGAUAGUGGAAUUAAUUGGACACCUGAGAUUGGUAUGGAAUUUAAUACGUUAGAAGAGGCAUGGAAGCAUUGGGUAAACUACGGAAAGCAAAUGGGUUUCGGUGUUAGGAAGCAUUUUGCAAAUAAAAGUAAGUUAGACGGAGAAAUAACGUCCAGAGGAUUUGUAUGCUCCAAAGAGGGUGUCCGUCAAAUAGACAAACGGAAUGUUCGGACGCAUCGGGAGGAAACAAGGACGAAAUGUCCUGUACGGUUGUGCAUUAAUAUAGAUCGUGAGACCGGAAAGUAUGGAGUGUAUGAUUUUGUCUGUGGACAUAACCAUAUUCUUCAUCUUCCAGAAACUACUUAUAAGAUGCAAUCAAAACAAAAACUGUCAAGCGUCCAAGCUUUUCCGAGAAAUUUAGCAUAUGCUUCUAGAAUCUGGCCUAAGGAAACACAUGAGUUGGGUGAUACUUCCCAAAACAUGGAUACUAGAAUUGAUUGGAUACCGAAAAUGGGUAUGGACUUUGAUACGUUGGAAGAGGCAUGGAAACAUUGGGAAAAAUAUGGAAAGCAAAUGGGUUUCAAUGUUAGGAAGCAUUUUGCCAAUAAAAGUAAGAUAGAUGGAGAAAUAACGUCAAGAGGAUUUGUAUGUUCUAAAGAGGGUGUUCGCCAAACAGAUAAACGGAACUAUCAGACCCAUCGAGAGGAAACAAGGACCAAUUGUCCUGUACGGUUGUCUGUUAAUUUAGAUCGAGAAACCAGAAAGUACAAAGUGUAUGAUUUUGUUCUUGAACAUAAUCAUAUUCUUCGCCCUCCAGAAAAUAUGAGGCAAUUGGAUCGAAAUAUGUCUGGUGUCCAAGAUUUUACAAUUGAUUUAACACUUACUUCUGGAAUCAAGCCUAAGGCAGCACCUGAGUUGAUGUGUAGAGAGGUUGAUGGGAGGGCCAAUCUUGGAUACAUUGACCUCAAUCACAGAAUUGUGAACUUGGGCAUGGGAGUGGGCUCAGUUGGAAGUUCUGAUGAGGGGGACUUGGUUGUGUGUGGAAAGGGUCCAGCCGUAGAACCAUAUGUUGGGAUGGAGUUCGAGUCAGAAGAGGCUGCCAAGGAGUUUUAUGAUGACUAUGCGAGAUGCAUAGGGUUCAUUAUGCGGGUUGAUGAGUGUCGUCGUUCUGGGGUUGACAAAAGAAUUAUUUCCCGUCGAUUCUCUUGUAAUAAGCAGGGAUUUUAUGUAAAAGCUAGAGAUGAAUCGAGGCGGAUUCAGAAACCACAGCCUAGCAAGGGAGAAGGUUGCAAAGCAAUGAUGUCAGUGGAAGUUCAUAAAUCUGGAAAAUGGAUUGUUACGAGUAUUGUAAAGGAUCAUGGUCAUCCUUUGGUUUUUUCUGGCCAUCCUUCACGGGGUUCUCUGGAUUCAAGAGAAAGGAGGAUUCAAGAACUCACCAUGGAGCUGCAGCGUCAAGAUCGACUAUGUGAACUAUAUAGGGAACUGCUACUUUCAUUUUUGGAAAAUGUUGAGGAGCAAACAGAACUUUUGUCAAGAAAAGUAGAGAUUGUAGUCAAUGAUGUAAGAGAACUUGAGAGUCGAGACCGAAGUCCAAAAGCUUUCACAAAGUGAAUAACCUGGAAGGAGUGAGUAUUUAUGCUGUAUAGUUUCUGAUGAAUGUAUGCUUGGCUGGAUAAAUUCUUCGUGUGCUUAAUUCAAAUGUCUGAUGUGCUUCA
Messenger RNA from Juglans microcarpa x Juglans regia, 2272 nucleotides. RefSeq names its product protein FAR1-RELATED SEQUENCE 7-like. The record is from RefSeq and is a predicted model, not a curated record. The transcript is spliced from 4 exons. Lineage: Eukaryota; Viridiplantae; Streptophyta; Magnoliopsida; Fagales; Juglandaceae. The coding region runs from base 555 to 2168 and encodes 537 amino acids.